AUGGGCCGAUUCGCCCCGGCCGUAUCCGGCCGAGAUUUAUUAGAUGUCAUCGUCCAAUUGCCACAAUUAAUGAAUCGUCAAAAUCACGGCCGAUUAAGCACUUAUCUUAGGACCCCAAACGGCCGACAACUGCGAUCGUGUGGAAAUGCUGGAUAUGAUUUAAUCGGUGGCCAGAAUGCAGGAAGGCUGGCAAUAAAACGAAAGUGUGAGACUGUGGAGAUUUAUGGUGGUUCAGCUUUGCUGGGUAGGAUGGACAAGGGCGAGUAA
Molecule: messenger RNA, 267 nt
Organism: Protopolystoma xenopodis
Lineage: Eukaryota; Metazoa; Platyhelminthes; Monogenea; Polystomatidea; Polystomatidae
Source: the annotation of a GenBank genome assembly